CGAUGAUGUUGAUGAUGAUGAUGAUGACGAUUAGUCAUACACACACAUACACCUUUGCAAAAUCUCAAUGAAACUGUGUGUUCAUGCCAGUGCCAAGUGCCAACGAGAGAGAAUAUAAUCUGACUUUUAUUGUGUCAUCAUGAAUUAAUUGAAAAUUGAAAUAAUAAAUAAUAAUCAGUUGAUCAGUGUUAUUUGUCUGAGCCUCAUGUGUCAAUUACUAAAUAAUUUAAAAGGCCUCGUUAAUAUUAUUGUUAAUAAUAAAACAUGCUGUGAUAUAUAAAUUAAUUAAAUAAUAAUACAUAUUUAUAAAAUGGGAUCUAGACUUAGAGAAAAUGUUAAACAUUUGUAUGAGUGUUUUUGUGAAAUUGCUGCUCCAGUUGGUGAACAAUCAGCUUGGAUAUUACAAAAAUAUCCAGACUCUUUUACAGACCAAGAAGUUAUUAAAAAUGUACCAAAAUUUGCAUAUCCCUGUGAUUUUGAAAACUCAAUUGUUCAGCAUUUUUCAUUUGUCCUGACUAGCAUUGAUUCAAAAUGGACAUUUGGAUUUUGUCGACAUGAUCCAAAAACAGAAACUGCAUUAGUUCUUUUAAGUUCAUUGCCAUGGCAUGAAAUGUUUUACAAAUUAUUAAAUAAUAUUGCAACACUUGUUGCAAGUAGCAACAGCGGAAAUUUACCAAAAUUUCUUGGUGAUGUUUAUUCAAGUAAUGUUCCAAUGCCUGGAGCAUCUGUAACUAUUUCAAUAUCAGAGCCAAAUAUUACAUAUGUUUGCUCAAGUCCACGACAAUUUCAACUUCCCAGUAUUCCAGAAAAUAGAAAUUUAACGGAAUAUUAUAGUGCCGUUGACGCCCACAAUAUGAUGAUAAUAUUUUCAUCAAUGCUUUAUGAAAGAAGAAUAAUAUUUACAUCUAAAAAAUUAUCAAGACUAAGUGCAUGUGUACAAGCAUGUAAUGCAUUGAUAUAUCCAAUGAUUUGGCAACAUAUAUACAUACCAGUUUUACCUCUAGCAUUAAUGGAUUAUUUAUUAGCACCAAUGCCAUUUUUAAUUGGUGUACCAUCAACAAUACUAGAACGUGUACAUAAAAAUGAUUUAGGUGAUGUUGUUGUACUUGAUGCUGACAAUAAUUCCAUUGAAUCACCAUUUCAAGAUCUAGAAUCACUUCCUGUUGAUGUUAUAACAAAUUUAAGAAAAGCAUUACGUAAUCGACCAUCAUUAUUGGGUGACGGUGUAUCACGUGCAUUUUUACGUGCAUUGGUUCAAUUAACAGCUGGUUAUCGUGAAGCCUUGACACUACAACAAGGUGAAAGAAUAACAUUUGAUGAAAAUGCAUUUGUUGAAAGUCGUCCAUAUUCAAUGCAACCAUUUUUACGUAAAAUGCUUGAAUUACAAAUAUUUCAACAAUUUAUUGAAGAACGUUUACAUAUGCUUAAUUGUGGUCUUGGUUUUUCUGAUGAAUUUGAAAUGGAAGCAUGUAAUUAUUCUGAUAAAACAAGUAAUAAAAUAAUACAACAAUAUCGUGAAUGGACUGGUGCUAUGAAAAAAGAAGGUACAGCAUUUUUUCGUAGUGUCAAAGAUAAAGCAAAUCCAGCAAUGAAAAAUGCUGUUAAAUCAGUUAAAAAUAAAGGUAAAGAUAUGAAAACAGUAUACAAAGGAUUAAAAUGGAAAGGUAAAUCAUCAAGAGGAGUAGGAGGAAGUGAAAAUAGUCAUCGUUUUCAUCAACCAAGAUCAGCACCAAGUUCACCAACACUUGAUAGACGUACAACAAGUAUAUUUGGUACAGGAUCAAAAUCACCAAAUGGUCUAACAGCAACAACAUCAUAUCGUAAAGAAUUACGUUUACGAAAUAGUAAUGUACCAGAUACAAGUCGAAAAAGAUAUUCACCAUUAAAUUCUGGCUCACCAGAAGAAUUAGACUCACCAGAAACACCACCAGAACGUUUAAAAAUUGAUUUAAUGAAUGAACUUCAAGAUGUCAUAUUUCCAAAUACUCCACCAGUCGACAGAACUGAAACAUCAGACAUACAAGAUUUGAUACGUUUAGAUUCAACAAAUAGUGAUGAUGAUUUUGAUCCACUACUUUCAAAAUCAUUUGUAAGCCAACAACGACAAAUGUCACAAUCAUUGCAUAUACAACAGUCUGGUGAAGGUAUGAGUAAUCCACUUUAUCCAUAUUUUUUACCGUAUAAUGCUACUACCACCACCACCACCUCCAAUAACAACAAAAACAACAGCAGCAACAACAACAAUGACAUCAUUGAGGAUAAACGUGGUGAUUUUGAUCUACUACAAGAAUACGGUUUAGACUUUAAUAAUUUUAAUCUGGAAAAUUGUUCAUCAUCAUCAUCAUCAACAACAACAAAACAAAAAAAUAAAGACAAUGACAAUGAACCAAGUGGAAAUCUUGAUGAUGUAUUUGGCACAUCAUUUGCAACGUCAACUGUCAAAUCACCAAAUAAUUGGACGAAAUUUGAUUUUCAACAGUUCGCCACUGACUAUGGUGAAGAAAGAUACAUAACACUUAAUCAAUUGGGUGAUGGAACAUUUGGAUCAGUUGUACUUGGUCAACGUGUUGACACUGGUGAAAAAGUUGCCAUCAAAAGAAUGAAAAGAAAAUAUUAUUCCUGGGAAGAAGCCAUGAAUCUUCGUGAAGUUAAAUCAUUAAAAAAAUUGAGCCAUGCAAAUGUCGUUAAACUAAAAGAGGUCAUUAGAGAAAAUGAUGUACUUUAUUUUGUCUUUGAAUAUAUGAAAGAAAAUUUAUAUCAACUUAUGAAAGACAGAGAUAAAUUAUUUCCUGAGCCAGUUGUAAGAAAUAUGAUAUUUCAAGUACUUCAAGGUUUAUCAUUUAUGCACAAACAUGGCUUUUUUCAUCGUGAUAUGAAACCAGAAAAUUUACUAUGCAUGGGACCAGAAUUAGUUAAAAUUGCUGAUUUUGGAUUAGCACGUGAAAUAAGAUCAAGACCACCAUACACUGAUUAUGUAUCAACAAGAUGGUACAGAGCACCAGAAGUGUUGCUUCAUUCAACAACAUACAAUAGUCCAAUAGACAUAUGGGCUGUUGGUUGUAUUAUGGCUGAGCUAUAUACAUUUAGACCAUUAUUUCCUGGUAAAUCAGAAAUUGAUGAAAUAUUUAAAAUAUGUGCUAUCAUUGGAACACCAGAUAAAGAUGAUUGGCCAGAUGGUUAUCAACUUGCUGCUGCAAUGAAUUUUAAAUUUCCAGUAUUACCAAAAACUCCAUUAAAAAAUAUCAUACCAAAUGCUAGUCAAGAAGCCAUUGUAUUUAUGGAAGACAUGUUGGAAUGGAAUCCAUUAAAAAGACCAACUGCACAACAAUCAUUAAGGUAUCCAUAUUUUCAAGUAAACAAUGCAAAUCGUGUUAUGAGUAGUAGUAGAAAAAUUGGUAAUUCUCAACGUGAAUUAUUGAUGAACAAAGUUAAUUUUCCAACUACAAAUGUAAAUUUUAAUCAAGACACCUUUAAUAGAACAAUUGUUGUAUCAAGAUCAACUGAUAAAAUAGCACCAGUUCAAAUUCAAGUACAACCAGUAUUACCAUUAUUAAAUAAUAAUAAAAAACAAAGCUGGGAUCAAGAUGUUGAUAAUAUUUGUAAAGAAAAUCGUGUCAGUUGGAAUGAAAUAUUUGGAUUAGAUCAAAAUAAAAAUAAAAAUCAAACAACAAAAAAUUUAAAUGGUAAUUGGAUAACACCAGGAUGGAAUGAAACACCACCAACUCGUAAUUUGAGUCAAUCAAUUGGAAGAACAAGAUUAUUGCUAAAUGGUAUUGUUGCACCACCAUCAUUGGAAAAAAAUGAUAAUUUAAAUGAACAAUUUUGGAAUAAUCGUGAUGGUAUUGAUAGCCAAACAAGACAACAAUAUUUAUUGAGAAAUAGAUAUGAGACAAAUGAACCAAGCAGCAAGGGAAUUCUUCAAUCAUCAAGUCUUUUUGGAAAUGUCGUGAGUUCAAGACCAAGUGGUGGAGUUCAUGGAAGAACAGACUGGGCAGCCAAAAUUGAAUUGCUAAUGCUUGAAGUGAUGUUGGCAACAACAUCAGUCAUCAUGGUGGUGGUGGUGCUUGAAUUACUAGCAGCAUCAAAAAUUCCAGCAACAGUUGUAUUUGAAAUAACAGCUGUUGUUGUCAAUGCAAUUGUUGUCAUAGCAGUUGUUGCUGUUGUUGUUGUUGUUGUUUUGAGUAUUGGAAUUUUGUUGAUGCUUUUAAAAGUUGAAAGAGUUGCAUUAGCAAAUAGCGUAGUUAAACUACGUGGAGUCGUUGUUGUUGUUGAUAUGGAUGUGUCAAGUGAAACAACAAUUGAAGAAAUUCAAGAAAAACCUCAAAUAAAUCAAUCGCCAAUUGUACGAGUACCAGUAAAACAUGCAAAUCUUGGAAUAAGAAGUCAUGCAAUGGAUAUGAGUACAAUGGUUGAAUUAACAUCAUUCAGUACAAUGGGAAAAAUUCAACCAUUUUCAGUAACAAUAUCAACAACAGCAGCUCUUGUUGUUGAUCUUCAUUGUCAUUUAAUGGAUAAAGAAGUAUGUGGAUAUCUUGGUGGUCAUUGGGACAUAAAUUCUCACACAUUGUCAAUAACAAAUGCAUUUCCUUGUCGUUAUGCUGGAAAAGACAAGACAUCAGCUUCAAUGGUUGAAGCUGAAAUAGCUAAAGCAAUGGAAUGGCAAAGAGUUAUACUUGUUGGUUGGUAUCAUUCACACAGAUUACAUGCUGCACCAUCAUUGCGAGAUGUUGAUUAUCAGCUUGAUUAUCAAAUUAAAAUGAAAGGACCAAGUGACAAUGGUUAUACACCUUGUGUUGGUCUUAUUUGUUCUCCAUAUCAUGCUGAUGCAAGUUGUUACGAAUCAAAUUUUAAUGUAUUUUGGUCAAUGCCACCACCAGAAAAUCGUCCACAUGAAUAUCCACGUCCAAUGUUAUUGAGUUAUACAAUAACACAAGAGCCAUUUAUAUCACAAGAUUCACUUGAUGAAAUUAAAAAAUGCAUUGAUUAUUAUCGUAGUGAGGGUGGUAUUGAUUUUAAAAAAAAUUUCAAUAGUACAACAACAUAUUUGGAACGUUUAAAAAAUUCAUUGGCAUCAAAAUUACCAGGUAGACAACGUGUUAAUGGUACUGGUUAUUGGGAUGUUAUACGUGAAAUGAUAUUACCAGGUUCAAAAGAUGAACCAUCAUCAUCAUCAUCUCAUACACAAAUGAGUCAGUUAUCUGAAUCACUUGCACAAACACCUGGUGUAUCAUCAAAUAAUGUAUUUUUAGCACCAAUAAAUUUUAAACCAGAUACAACAAUAACAAGUUCAAUAACAAAACAUUAUAAUAAUCAUCAACAAGCAACAAUAUCUUUACGUGAUAAAAAAGAACAUGAUGAAUUAAUGUUAAAAGAUACAAGAAAUAUUAAACAUGAUAGCAGUAAUUUACCACCAACAUUUAGAAGUGGUGAAUUAACUGUAUCAUUAAAAAAUAAUAUAAAUAAUAAUAAUAAUAAUAGCAACAAUACUAAAAAUGAUUAUGAACAUAAUAAAAUUGAUUUAAGUAAAAUGAAUGCACCAUUAACAGCUGAAGCACUUGAUAAACUUGGUGCAACAUUAUCACAAUUUCCAAUUGAUUUACCACAACAUUUAUCACAAUUUUCUGAUAUUAAUAAAUUAUCAUCACAUUUUUCACCAUCAGAUAUUGUUAAAUUUCCUGGUUUUUCAUUUGAAGAAUUAUCAAAAGCAUCAACAAAUGUUUAUGCUAGAAAUAUUGCAAAUCUUCUUGGUCCAUUUGCUAAAAAUGUAUCAUCAACAUCAUCAUCAACAUCAACAUCAACAACAACAACAACAACACCAACAAUACAAGAUAUUAUGUCAGAUAGAAAAAAUGAUUAUACACCAAGUGAUUUAACAAAAUCAUCAUACACAUCAUCAAUUGAUGAUAAUAAUUUAAUAAAAGAAAGAUUGAAAAAAAUUGAUCAUUCUGUUGAACAAAUAAGUAAACCAAAUAGACCAACUGAUUUUACAACUGCUGAAGAGUUAUCAAUAUCAAGUGUACGUCCUGAUUUUGGUGCAAUGUUGGAUAUGUCAAAUCGUUCAUGUAAUAAACAACAACAACAACAGUUAACAAUUCAAUCAUCUGUUAUUGGUGGUGGUGGUGGUGAUCAAGGUGAAUCAUUGAACUUGACUAAAGAUCGUCAAUAAAGUAUUAAUUUGAUAAUAAUAUUAAAAAAUAUGACAAAACAAAUGAAAAAAAAAAAAAAAAUCAAGAUUUUUUAUCAAGGUUUUAAUGGGACCUUGAAGAAUCAUCGACCCUUGUUCAACAAGGAUAUUAAAAUAGUUGUUUAAUGUAAAAUAAAAUAUAAAUUUUUAUUUUAAUUUCCACCUACACAAAAGAGUUGAUGGCAAGUUGAUUUUUUUUUUUUUUUUUUUUUUUCAUUUUUCUAUAAAAGACGAAGAAGAAAACGAAGAAGAAGAAUAAGAAGAAUAAGAAGAAGCCAUUUGAUAUUUUUCACAUACCACAAGCAUUUUAAACAACAAGUGAAUAAGAUGUAUCGUUUUUUUUUUUUUUUUAAUUUUAAAAUUUGUAACUAUUUAUGAUUUUAGUAUUAUUAUUGUUGAUGAUAUAUUUACAAUUUGAUUUAAAGACACGGGGGGCAAAUAAAUUUUGUGAAAGUAACGUGGUAUUAUAUGAGAGUAGCUUACCGGUGGGGAAGAGAGCAACGUUUUUCUUGUGUAUUUCUUGUCUCAACAGCCUCGAAGAGACCGAUCGGACAGUCGCGCGGUAACGCUCACCUUCUUCUUCUCGGCUUUCACCUUAGCAUUAUUAUUUUUAUUUUUUAUAUACAUUAAAUUUUCUGUUUUAUAAAUUAUUAUUUAAAUAAAAAUAUUUGUAUUAUUUUAUAUCAAAAUUAUUCAUUAAUAAAAUUAAAGCUAAAUGUUAUUUUUUUUUUUUUUAAAUAAUUAAUCUUUAACUUUUGGUGUUGAUUGAAAUAAUUAUUUCACAAAUUUCUAUAUCGAAAUUUGUGAUAUUAUGUUUUUGUAUUUUAAUCUGCUGCUGCAACGAUGAACGAGUAAAAACAAAUUAAAAAAUUUAAAAAAUUACAAAUACCAGUGGAUAAUUUACGUGAGAUAGAAAAAAGAAAGGCAAAAAAAAAAAGUAAUAUUUAAAAAUAAAUAACCAG
Aphidius gifuensis is the source of this 7146-nucleotide messenger RNA. RefSeq lists its product as uncharacterized. The record is from RefSeq and is a predicted model, not a curated record. Gene Ontology annotation, molecular function: metallopeptidase activity; phosphatidylinositol phosphate binding; guanyl-nucleotide exchange factor activity. Bases 311 to 6166 code for a protein of 1951 amino acids. Gene Ontology annotation, cellular component: intracellular membrane-bounded organelle; cytosol. Lineage: Eukaryota; Metazoa; Arthropoda; Insecta; Hymenoptera; Braconidae. Gene Ontology annotation, biological process: protein phosphorylation; endocytosis; endocytic recycling. The transcript has 22 exons.